Molecule: messenger RNA, 6933 nt
Organism: Dunckerocampus dactyliophorus (ringed pipefish)
Lineage: Eukaryota; Metazoa; Chordata; Actinopteri; Syngnathiformes; Syngnathidae
Gene: cracr2ab
Product: calcium release activated channel regulator 2Ab
Exons: 19
Coding region: 654-3104 (816 amino acids)
Biological process (GO): Golgi vesicle fusion to target membrane; protein localization to plasma membrane; cellular response to insulin stimulus
Cellular component (GO): endosome; synaptic vesicle; plasma membrane
Molecular function (GO): GTP binding; calcium ion binding; GTPase activity
Source: RefSeq, a predicted model, not a curated record
CAGUAACGUUAUGAAACAUGACGAUAGAUUACAUGACCUUUCACACUGCAUGGAGACAGACUGGCUACUGAACCAGCACAACCCAGCGGACGUGCUGUGGCUGCGGUCGAGUGGAAAAAAUUCUCCUCUCAUUCCUUGUGGAAGUGCAGCAACCAAUGGACGCACGCUUGGCAAGGAGGGGUUACCUUUCCUAGUGCUGUGGAGGAGGCUGAAACAAGCCCGGGGGGGCCGCUUCCUCAUGACAUCACGUGGGUGCACAAUGACUGUAACUUUGAUCGACAGAAGCUUGACUUGCUAAUUCACAUUCGUUUGUGCGGCCGUCGGUUAUUCACGGAGUGUGGUUUCAGCUUAUGCAGAUUUUCCUUUAAACUCACGUUAACAAGUCCUGCAUGAUGAUGAUAAGUAGCAUUACGUGGUCAUGUGUUGUGCAUGGGCAGCUAUUAAGCUGCUUUGACAUUAAAGCAACCAGUUUUGAGGUACGCUCUAUGGCAACUGUAGUGUUGCCCACGUUUUUGCAGCUGGAACAACUUCCUGGAUCUUUCCCUACUUAAGUAUCAACCACAAAGGCUCAGGCGAUUAGCACCACCCAGUGAGGAGGCCCGGCGUCCGAUUCCACACUGACCUACAAGCCUCUUGGCCGCUGGAGACCAAACAUGGACGAGCAGCAGGACAGCAGGAGACCCAAAGGCCUCGGACGCAGCUCAGGCUGGGGUCACAUCACCCUGCUAGACAAAACCAAGGAGUUCUUCCAGACGUGCGACGUGGAAGGCAAAGGCUUCAUCACGCGUACCGACAUGAGGAGGCUCCACAGGGAGCUGCUGCUGUCUGCUGAGGAGCUGGAGGACGUCUUUGACUCUCUGGAUGCGGAGCGCGCUGGAUACCUCACGCUGGAUGCCUUCUCCUCUGGAUUCAGUCAGUUCCUUCAAGGCCGGAGGAUUUCGGUGCCCGAUGAGCCCAACCAGGCCCCCAGUUCAGGGUUGAGAACCAAGGAGGCCCUCUACCAGAGCCAAUGGGAAGCCAAGCUGUCGGGCGGCGAGGACGAGGAGGAGCACUUCUGCAUGCUGCUGGAGAGCUUGGGAGCAAGUCAUGUUUUUGAGGACCCGGACGAGGUGCGCAGUCUGUGGGCCCAACUCAGACGGGACGAGCCUCACCUGCUGUCCAACUUUGAGGAGUUCCUGGCCAGGGUCACCCAUCAGAUCAAGGAGGCCCACCAGGAGAAGCGGGAGAUGGAGAGCGCCCUCCAGAGGAAGGCGGCGACGCACGACAGCGAGAUCCGACACCUGUACGAGGAGAUGGAGGCACAGAUCAAAACGGAGAAAGACAGACUUCUGCUGAAGGACUCUGAGCGCCUCCAGUGGCGAAGCCAGGACUUGGAGCACCAGCUGUCUUCCAAGGAGAAGGAGCUGGAGCAGCUCUUCCAGAAGCAGAUGAGGGUUAGUGACGGCUUCUGUUUAACAUCACAUGGUUGGUGUUGGCUUGUUUGGUCCCCUCUCCAGUUGGAGCUACAGUGCCGCGAGCUGAACAGCGAGAAGCAGGAGAGCCACGUGGAGAACGUCAAGCUGAAGAUGACUAACGACGAGCUGUCACGAGCGCUGGAGACCACCAGCCAGGAGCUGCUGGUCGCCCAGGAGCAACUGGCCGUGCUGCAGGAGCAGGCGGCCCGGCUGCACCAGGAGAAAGAGAUGGAAAUGUACCGAGUCACAGAAGGGCUCCAGAGAGAGAAGCAGAGCCUCAUGAAGCAGCUUGACCUCCUCAGGUACAUCCGUACAGAAAAAACUCCUUCUUUUAGGUGCCAGAAAGUUCUUUUCUUUCUCGUCAAUCCUCCCAGGGAGAUGAACAAACACCUGAAGGAUGAGCGGGACAUAUGCAGUAGAGUGCCGAGAACAUCCCUGAGGAAGAAGCAGAAGCAGAGAGCCGGCCUGGCCGACGCGUUUGACAAGAGCCAGCCUGCCAAAAGAUCCCCUGUGGUGCUGGAGGGCUCCUACCAAUCUCUGGAGGCCUUGCCUGUAGAGCACCUUCAAAUCGUCUUUGUUGCUUCCUCCUCCUGUAGUGAGGACGACGCCGCCGCCAUCACCCCCUCCGGGGUGAAGAAGAGCGUGGAAUUGCCCAACGGCUAUGUGGCCCCCGCCCCACCUAAAGUUCACAACGUGCGGGCCAAAGCCAAGAAGGCCAUCGCCAGGUCCUCCAGCUUGAGGAGGAGUGCCAAGGAGCGGGCCAAGAGGCCGGAGGCGGAGAGGAAGGUGGACGUCGGCGAUGAGGUGUUGGAUGUGCCCCCGGGCGGGUGGCCCCUCAGGCGGGUCAUCUCCAUCGAAGAGGACCACCUGCCCCACCUCCUCCAAGGUGGACCCCAACUGUUGCUGCACCAGCUCAGCGAGGAGGAAGACGUGGAGGAAGUGCAGAACGAUUUGGACGCCACCACACAAGCGCGGAAGCUCCAGUUAUUCCGUCCAAAAAAGACCCCCAUGUCGCCACGGGGGCAACCUGUGGGGAAGGAGACCCAGCAUGCAGAAGAGACGCCCUUGCUCGGCCCGAGCCGCCUCUUUAAGGUGGUCCUGGUCGGAAACUCCAGCGUGGGCAAGACCUCUCUUCUGCGCUCCUUCUGCGAGGGACAUUUCCACCCGUCCACUCCGGCUACUGUGGGGAUUGACUUCAGCGUGAAGACCUUAACCCUCAACAACAUGCAGGUAGCCAUGCAGCUGUGGGACACGGCAGGUCAAGAGAGGUACCGCAGCAUCACCAAGCAGUUCUUUCGCAAGGCCGAUGGCGUGGUGGUGAUGUACGACGUCACGCUGGAGGAGAGCUUCAAGGCCGUGAGACCCUGGCUCGCCAACGUCAAGGACGCUGCGGGGGAAGGGGUCCAGAUCCUGCUGCUAGGCAACAAGAUGGACAUGGACGGAGACAGGGAGGUGUCCUUCAAAGAGGCAGAACAACUGGCUCAGGAGAAGAAGGUGAUGUUCUACGAGGUCAGCGCCUACACGAGCAAGAACGUGACCGAGUCCCUCACCCACCUGGCCAGAGUGUUGAUGGAGCAAGAGGACAGGGUGAGAGACACCACUGUCCUACUGAGCGCUCAGCCCUUAAAGAAGAAAGCCUGCUGCCAGUGAACACACCUUCAUGGAGGUCUGCUAUUCUGUUACACAUUUAGCAAGGACACCCCCUUUGGAUCGCAGCAAACUGCACGUUCACGCUCAGUUCUGUUGGGGGUUUUUUGGGAGGAGGGGAGCGGUCAAAAAACGUCGCCUUUCAAAGUGUGAGGCAGAGGACUUGGGAGGACUUGACUCAGCAGCUUGAGAAAAAUGAAGAAAAGCACGCGUUGAAAGUUUGUUUUGGCUUGUAGAAGCGCUGCUUUCACGGUGUGAGAUGGAGGACUUCACGGCAGGCGUGCCAGCUUGAGACAAAUCAAGAAAAAAAGCUUUCUCAUCCCAUAGAUUUCAUUGCCAAUCAUUUCUUUUGUAUAUUAAACAAAUAUUUGAAAUACAAGAGAAGCAUUUUUUCUCGACAACAAUAAAUUACAAACAUAUUCUUAGAAAGUUAAAACAUUUUUUUCCUGCCAAAAUCAAGAACCCCAGCCUAUAUUCCUUAUUAUUCUUUAUUUUUCUGCGGCUGCUGAAGGCCUCUCUCUGCCUCAAGUGUUGAAAAGCGCAGUUCUCCAGUGACAAAUGCUAUGAUAUGCUGUGAUGUAUUCCUGGCUUUCUGCAUGAAAUUGCAGGGGGCGCUGUAGUUAGGUUGAAGUGAAACAAGAUCAUGUCCACCGAUCCCUCCUUCAUCGCCGUUAUUUGCUUCCAGACCCGAGCGUGAUCAGUGAGCUUUUGCUAUUAUUUCUGUAGUUAUGGCAUAGAAAACCUUCAUUAUUAGAGCCCUCAAGGCGUGAAAUAACACCCCUAUAGUCGCCUUGACAUUUUUAUUAGCCAAUAUAGUCGUUUUGAUUCCGGUUCCUCGCAAUUCAAAUCUUGAAAAAUGCUUCAUUUAGGCCAAGAAUAAGAACAAUUUGCUUAAAUACACAAAUUUUUACUAAAAAUAGGCCCUAGUCAACCAUGACACAUCCAUCCUUAUUGAAUAACUUUUGGGAUAAACGGGGAUAUUGCGAGGGACGACUGUACUUUGUUAUUGCUCGUGGCAAGCGCCAAUCAUCUCCACUUGCGGUGUCAUGACGUUUUAUAACGAUGCCAGCAGUAAUAAAAGCAUGAAUGCAGCAAAUGGCACGCUGAGUUUUAUUCACCACUUUGAGCUUCACUAAACAUUUACUUUUCAGGUCUCUCGUAACCAAGCAAAAGCCUUCUUCUCAUGCAAGCACAAAUACGCCACAAAGUCAAACGUCAACGUCGCCCUCGGCCACGUUCCAUUAGCUGCAUAAGAACAGCGCAUUCGUGAGGAAGUCAAGUUGAUUGAGGACUUUACAUUCAUGGUUUGUGUUAUUGCUGAUGCUGAAGACAUCACGUAGGCGGGAUCGGAUGGCAUCCGGCGUGAUGCUCGCCCUUGCCACAGGCCGUGCGGCCUGGUUGAGGGUAGUUUUGUGUGCCCGGCUGUCCCUUAACGCAUCUUAUAGUCGUGGGAGAUGGCGGCCUCGCAGAGCUGUCCCUUGAAGUCCAGCUCCAGUGUGAACUCCAGGUCUCGCUGCGGAGGUGCAGCCAAGAACACAAAGCGUCAGCUGGCGCAGGAGGACGCUUUUUAAGGUGCAUUGACGCUUUUUUCUUACCACAUUCUUCUCAUUGGGCCUGACGGCGAUGCUGCCGAGUAUCUCCUCGCCUUUCUUCACAGUCAGGUAGUCCUCCAAGUAGAACACCGUCUGCUUCCAGUGCGUGCUCACAGCGUCUGGAGCUGUCGGCGGGAGACCAAAGAACAGAGCUUGAGAGGAAGGGAGCGGUUCUAGACGACGUGUGAGCGUGGAGGACAUCACCCAGAUGUUAGCUGUGGUCAUCCUCAGCCUCGGGGCCCAACAGUAGGAGCCAAACAUAGAAGCUCCUCUCCAGCAUAUUAUGUAAGCGUUAACGUGUGAACAUUAGCUUACAUAAGAGCCAGUCAUACAGCGCACUUCCUCUGCACGCCAUGCUGAGACGCACGCAGCCCCGGCGAAGUGUUGGCUGUGUACUGUAAGCCACAACAUUAGGUACACCUGCCUUCUAAGCCUUCUAGCCACGUCUUCUUCACCAGGGACUGAACAUCAAUCAGUUUGGUUCUUGACAUCGCUUACCUUAGCUCAGCACCGUGAAAAAUGACAUUUUUCAUGCGGAGGAUGUCAACGGAGGUGCCGCAGUUUGAGAAAAAUAAAGAAAAACACACUUUUGGGGGUCGAAGAGCAGCAAUUUUCAAAGUGUCAGCAGGAGGACGUCAGGGCAGGUGGAGCAGCUUGAGAAAAAUUAAGAAAACAGCUUUUUUUUUCUGGGGGGGGGUGUCUGGGUUAAAGAACGGCUGUUUUAAACGUUUGAGGGCAUCAGGGGAGGUGCAGCAGCUUAAGAAAAAUGAAGAACGUUAAUUGUCAGUUUCUUUCCCGUUGAGGAACAGUGGUUGUCCAAGUGUAAAGAGGAGAAGGUGCAGCAGCUUGAGAAAAAGGAAGAAAAACACGUUAUUUUCUGUAUUUUACAAGGUUGAAGCAGGAGGACCUCAAGGGAGGCGCAGCAGCUUAAGAAAAAUAAGAAAAGCUUUUUUAGGGAGGUGGGGUUGAACAACAGCUGUUUUCAAAACGUAAGGAGGACUUCAGGGCAGGUGUAGCAGCUUGAGAGUAAUGAAGAAAAACACAUUGUUGUGUUGUGUUUUGUUUUGUUUAAGGCGGACACCUCCCGCUGUCGUUCAACAACAAACGCUACGAUAUGCAUGAUGCAGUCUUCUGCAAUUCUCCAUCCUUGGAUGGUGCAGGUGUAUCUGAUGAGGCGUUCCGAGUGGCGUAGCGCCUCCUCACCUGUGGAGAAGCCCGUCUUCUUGUGACACUUGGUGAACUCGAUGGUGAAGUAGGUGACCAGCGCGUGCACGUAGUCGUUGCGUUGGAUCUGCAGGCAGAACGCCGACGUGAAGGAGAGGUCGUCUGGCUUCACUGUGUAGAUGUCCACUUCCUGUUGUGUGUGUGUGUAUGGGGGGGGGGUAGCAAAAAAAACAAAAACACGUCAUCUUGCUUUGCUUUCAUUUCUUUGUGAAGUUAACACUCCCACCCUCACACACGCACACACAUGUACGUGUUUACCAUAUCUUGCAGGAUUAUUAUUCACUUGUGUGUGUGUGUGUGUGUGUGUGUGUGUGUGUGUGUGUGCGCGUUUGUGUGUGUGUGUGUGUGUGUGUGUGUGUGUGUGUGUGUGAAAGCCCACAGGUUGAAUCACGGCUGGCUAACGAGCACCCGCUCACACUACACAUGCUGUGUGGGUGUGUUCAGGAUCACACACGAAGCUGUGCGUGUGUCACAUGAAUAUCAGUCCUGCCUUUACGAGGAUGAAUAACGCUCAUUUUGAUUUCAUCGGGGGGUCGUGACCUUUAGCAGGCAGGCGCUGGUGACCACCUGCUUGGGGUCCACCACGUCCACCAGAGGCUCCUUGAUGGCCACGUUGCGAAUGCAGCUCAUGUCAAAGCCAUACACGUUCUCCCACCCUGUACACAAACACAGCUAAGGUACAUUAUUUGGACAAAAACACACAAAGCAGACAAAAGCAGAAGAACUCACAGUGGAUCUUAAAGUCUUUAUACUGCCUGUCCUCAAUGGCCACCACGUAAAGAGCAGCACGGUCGGGGAACAUCAGGCCUCCAUGUUUCUGAGAACGACAAGAACUUCAGCACACAGAAGGCAACAGCAGGGCCGGAACCGGAUAUUUUUCAUUGGGGUGUCCAAGGUGAGACCAUUACUCCCAUAGGGGUGGCAAUAAGUUGAUACCUCAAUUGUCUAGAUGGCCCGUGGGCUGGCCAUGCCCCCCCCACUCGUAGCUCCGCCACUGCCUUUGCAUCUAUCAGUGU